AUGAGCAUAGAAAGCGCCAUGGCCCGUCUAGUGCCGUUCCAGUCCAUCACAGACGUGUACAAGCAAAUGGAGGAGUCCGGAGCCGAAUUGGGCGAUGCAAUUCGCGUUCAGAAAUUGAGACAAAAAGUGGACAGGGAGUUGCAAGAAGACCCGACAACGGUGACUAGUGCGGUUAUCACACCAGCACUACCCCUCAAUAACAGCCACAACAGCAAUAACAAUGGCAACAGCGGGCACAAAAUCAGACGUCGAAGCAGCGUACAGGAAAUCGACCAGGACUUUGACUCGGGGUCGCCUCUGUCGUCUCCUCCACCGGUCAAACGGAGACGACGAACCAAGGAGGAAAUCGAAAGAGACAACAGAAGAAUAGCGCAGGGGAAAGCACCAGAAUUCAGAUGGACAACCGCAACACAAUUACGACUUAAACCUAUUGAUCCCAGUUCUCCGACACUUUGUCAGGACACUUAUAGAUGGUACACCUCGGAGACCAUCUCCGGUAAGAGCAUCAAAACCAUGUAUAAGCCGCGAGUGGAGCAGAAUUGGCUGUCAAAAGAUCCACGCAGCCAAAAGCUGUUUCCAAAGUACAUCAAAUUGAUCACUCGCAUGGAUUCCAUCCUCAAACACGUUCUCAAAGAGUACUCAGCUUGGCCUGAAAGUCAGAAGGAUCAAAGGUUGAGAGACGAACUACGAAAGGAACACCUGCUACAGUACUACGAUAAGGUGUUGGACGCAGAUGAGGAUCUGAAGAGCAGUUUUAUGGCCCCGUACUCUGCGGGAGCUCUGGCUGUGAUUGCGAGAGCCGCUUUGAAGCUGUACUUUUUGGAUUACCACCAGGGAUUGGUUGAUUAG
Molecule: messenger RNA, 849 nt
Organism: Yarrowia lipolytica CLIB122
Lineage: Eukaryota; Fungi; Ascomycota; Dipodascomycetes; Dipodascales
Source: RefSeq, a predicted model, not a curated record